AUGGCUUCCUGUAUCCAUGCCGCCUCUCAAGAUCUACGGCCCCCGUCACACUCGCAAGCGGUGUAUCGGGAGGACUGCACGCAAUGCUUCGACUCCAUCGACGAUCAAGGUGGCUUAAAUGUGUGCCUCACGUGCUUCAACGGCGGAUGCACCGGAGACAGAGACCAUGCGUCUCUCCAUUUCAAGCGCUUUGGUCACCCUCUUGUGCUCAAUAUCAAAAGAUCCCGGAAGAAAGUUCAGCGUGAUGAGCCCCCACAGAAGAUCUCCAAGCUCGCGAUUGUUGCAGAAACAGAGGACGACAUCUACGACACAGCCACGCGCGUCAGUUGCUAUGCUUGCGCGGACGACAAUGUCGAUACAUCCAUUGGAAACCUUAGUUCCGUUGUCGAAGGGGUUAUGAAAGCAAUGACAUACUCGAAGCGAGAAGAGCAUGAACCCAAGCCGACUGAAUCGAGAGGUAAAUCACUCCGCUUUCCGCAGAUAGCCAUGGAGCACAGUUCUAACAAAGAAGACAAAGAUCUAAGCCAAUGUUCCAUGUGCGAUCUCAAGGAAAACCUGUGGCUAUGUUUAGAGUGCGGCAAUCUCGGCUGCGGACGUAGCCAGUUCGGCGGCAUGGGCGGAAACUCCCAUGCCCUCGCGCAUUCAGACAUGUCCUCUCAUGGCGUUGCCGUCAAGCUAGGCUCGAUAACUGCAGAUGGCACCGCGGAUGUCUACUGUUACAAGUGCAAUGAAGAAAGGGUCGACCCUGAACUGGCUGCCCAUCUUGCCCACUGGGGUAUCAAUCUCGCGGGGCGAGAGAAAACAGAGAAGAGCCUAAUGGAGAUGCAAGUGGAACACAAUCUGAAAUGGGACUUCUCCAUGAAGACAGAGGACGGCCAUGAACUUAUACCCAUCUUUGGUCCAGGCUUUACGGGGUUGACGAACUUGGGAAAUAGUUGCUAUCUCUCAAGCGUUGUGCAGUGCAUUUUUGACCUACCGGAGUUUCAGCGGAGAUACUAUCAUAUCGUUGAAGAGCCUCCCUACUCUCAAGUUCCGGCGGAGGACUUCGAAACGCAGAUGCAAAAACUUGCCGAUGGUCUCCUUUCUGGCCGUUACUCUCGGACUGACUCGGAUAUCGCUUCGUCGGCCCAUUCUUCAGAGCCGCCGCAUCAAAAAGGAAUCGCGCCGUCGAUGUUCAAACACCUCGUCGGUCGUGGCCACGAAGAGUUUUCGACUAUGCGGCAACAAGAUGCAUUCGAAUUCCUAACGCACGUAUUCAAGCUGAUCAACCGGUCGAAACAUCCUGAAAUUUUACCCAACCCCGUCGACAGCUUCAAUUUCAUUAUGGAACAGCGUCUUCAGUGUCUUCACUUCCCCGCUCAUCGCUUACCAGCUAGCGACGAUCCAAACGCACCGGUUCAGUUCCGUCCGGUCACACUCCAUGAUUGCAUGAGCGCAUCUACCGCUGAGGAAAUAGUUGAGCUCAGUUGUCCUGCAUGUGGCAGCAAAGACGGUUUCUCCAAAAGGUCUUCGUUCAAAACGUUGCCCCAGGAGUUGGUCGUCAACGCCCGGCGCUUCGAGUUGAUCAAUUGGGUGCCUACAAAACUCGACAUCCCUGUGGAAGUGAGCGAUCAACCACUGGAUUUCACGCCCUACCUUUCUUCUGGCCUGCAGGAGGGUGAGGAACUCCUCCCAGAAACCGAAAAUGAUGCGUCUGUAGACGCUUUUGUCCCUCAUCAACCCUCCAUGGACCAACUUCUAAAGUAUGGGUUUUCCCGCGGAAACAACGAUGCCGAAGGGGCAAUGAACUGGCUCUUCGCUCACAUGGACGAUGCAGAUAUCGAUGAGCCGAUAAAGUCGAAGCAGAACGCCGGGCUCAAGGUAGAGCAAGACCCUGCCAAGGUUGCAAUGCUAGGGGAAAUGGGGAUCGAUGUGACCCGUGCACAAAUGGCGUUGGCCGCUACAGAUGGGGAUGUCAACCGGGCUAUCGACUGGGUCUUCAGUCACCCCGAUAUAACAGAGGCUGCAGACAACCAACAAUCAGCUGCUGACUCUGCGGGUGAUCCUAAAUCAGAAGGCUUUGACUCUAGGCCGGCUAGGUACCAGCUUCGGUCAAUUGUAUGCCACAAGGGCGCCUCAGUACAUGCUGGUCACUAUGUUGCGUUUGUGCGAAAAGCGAUCCCUGGACAGGAGGGCUUGUCAUGGGUGAUGUUCAAUGAUGAGAAAGUUGUGAGGGUCGAUGAUAUCCAGGAGAUGAAAAAAUUCGCCUACCUGUAUUUUUUCUCUCGAGUUUAG
This is a messenger RNA of Aspergillus terreus NIH2624, 2274 nucleotides long. RefSeq names its product ubiquitin-specific protease UBP14. Gene Ontology annotation, biological process: protein deubiquitination. The transcript has 8 exons. Lineage: Eukaryota; Fungi; Ascomycota; Eurotiomycetes; Eurotiales; Aspergillaceae. The coding region runs from base 1 to 2274 and encodes 757 amino acids. Gene Ontology annotation, molecular function: protein binding; cysteine-type deubiquitinase activity; zinc ion binding. The record is from RefSeq and is a predicted model, not a curated record.